Baudoinia panamericana UAMH 10762 is the source of this 420-nucleotide messenger RNA. RefSeq lists its product as uncharacterized. Lineage: Eukaryota; Fungi; Ascomycota; Dothideomycetes; Mycosphaerellales; Teratosphaeriaceae. The transcript has 2 exons. Bases 76 to 267 code for a protein of 63 amino acids. The record is from RefSeq and is a predicted model, not a curated record.
AUUACCGAGCAAUGGCGGUGGAGGCUUCCGCGAGUCAUACGCUGAUGGAUAAUCAAUGGAUGCUGGUAAUGUGAUAUGCAUGUCAAGGGCGUGACGAUAAUAAGCGGGCGGAACGUUGAAUUGCGCCUUGUCACUCUUCGCGAAACUUUUGCUGGGCCUCGGCUUACACUGCCGAUGACGCUUGGACCACACAGCAUGGAUUCGAAUUUAGCCUGGCACGCGAGCGAGAGAUUUCACAUGCGACGCUUAACCAACAUCCAUCGGUAGCCAUAGACGGGGAGGCCAUAUAUUACAGCGGUCAAGAUGAGGAUCGAGACGUGCUACUUCUGCUCCCAGCCAUGCUAUCCUUCCAAGGGCAUCACCUUCGUCCGGAACGACGCCAAGAUGUUUCGCUUCUGCCGCUCAAAAUGCCAUAAGAAC